UUUACAGUGAUUUUUUUUUAGCCGGAAAAAUUGUUGACUCAACAGUGGGUAAAACUGCGUUGUAAAUUCGUCAUGGAUUCAAGAUUCGUGAUAUUGUUGUUAACAAUUGUAGCGAUUCUUCCAGAAGUGAAGAACAUAAAAAAUUCCAUAAGGCCUGCUACAGCGACAGAGGCUCUUGCUAUUGCAAUUAUUCAAGUAUACAAAAAGCUGUACACCCUUGGGGCUCUGAUCAGUCCCGAAAAAAUUGUAGGAGUUAAGUAUUCUGAUACGAUCUCUGUCGAAGACAUCACCAUCCGAUUGGGUUGCACAUCAUUUCUGAAUUGCAGCGAGCCAAAACUCCACAUUAAUUAUUUUCAGGGCGAUGAUUUCUUUGGGAUUUAUAUAUAUCAUCUUGCGGUUCCUAUCAGAAGUACUGACAGGAUUAAACCAAUUGCGCUAGCUCCUUAUGAAGAUUUUAAUGUUCAACAAUGUACACUCGUAACAUGGCAUGCUGAAGAUGGUUUCUCCGACUGGCCAAUGGCCGCGACAAAAGUGCUGCUACUCGAUCGAAGCGUUUGUAAAAAAUGGAAUUGGAAUAUUCCUGCGCAACAGAUAUGUUUUCAAAAUCCACACUUGCUUGCAAUCUUAGGCCGUGAAGACGUUGGCGCGUCAAUAAUUUGCGACGGAUAUCUGCGUGGAAUUAUGGCCCAUAGUUCUACUGACAACGAUUUGACAGAGAUAAUCGAUUUAUAUUUCUUCGAAACAAACACAAAAUCUUUUUAAGACGAUAGAACAUUAUGAUAUAUUACGUGCAGGACGUGGGGUUAAUGCGACUUAAAAAUCCAAAAAUCGUAAAAUAACAAAUAAAAUAGAUCAAGAGUCGCAAACAUCUCCAUGAUUGCGAGCGCUAAAUAUUGAAUUGAAUAAAUUUGAUUAGAAUAUCAAUUUGAAAUUAUGAAAUUCAUGGAUCCACAAAACCUUCAAACAAAAUUAUACUUUAUUCAGUUAAAAAUUAUUACCGUCAACUUCGAAUAUAUAUUUAAUCCAAGACGAUCGAAAAAAAAAUGUCCAUCCCAAUUAAUUAGGUAAAUUAAGCCGGAUUCUUCUAUCAGUGUCGGUAAAUUUCCACUUUGAUGUAUUCCUGUGUAGAGAGAAUAAAAAUAACGA
Messenger RNA from Fopius arisanus, 1146 nucleotides. RefSeq lists its product as uncharacterized. NCBI's taxonomy places the organism in Eukaryota, Metazoa, Arthropoda, Insecta, Hymenoptera, Braconidae. Bases 73 to 762 code for a protein of 229 amino acids. The transcript is spliced from 4 exons. The record is from RefSeq and is a predicted model, not a curated record.